Verruconis gallopava is the source of this 2294-nucleotide messenger RNA. RefSeq lists its product as uncharacterized. The record is from RefSeq and is a predicted model, not a curated record. Gene Ontology annotation, biological process: mRNA splicing, via spliceosome. NCBI's taxonomy places the organism in Eukaryota, Fungi, Ascomycota, Dothideomycetes, Venturiales, Sympoventuriaceae. The transcript is spliced from 2 exons. The coding region runs from base 46 to 1017 and encodes 323 amino acids. Gene Ontology annotation, cellular component: catalytic step 2 spliceosome. Gene Ontology annotation, molecular function: protein binding.
CUUCCGCCGCAAAUAGCACGAUGUAAUAGGUUCACCAAGGGUGCAAUGAGCUUAAGUCAAGUUGGAUCCUUUCCAACCAAGAAACUGCAUACUCUAUCUGAUCACAAUGGACAAGUUCACGCUCUGACCUACUCCUCCGGAUCAUCUCAAUACCUCCUCACAGGCUCCACAGAUCGCACAAUCCGCCUGUUCAAUCCAGCGAAAGGCACACUCAUCCAAAAGUACGUGGGGGGCCACGGCUACGAAGUGCUCGACAUAAGCGUUGCGCAAGACAACACCACAUUCGCGUCUGUCGGUGGCGACAAGCUCGUCUUUCUGUGGGACGUGGCCACGGCGCGCACGGUUCGACGAUGGGAGGGUCAUUCCGGGCGCAUCAAUGCCGUGAGUUUCGCUGGCGAGGGGGACAGCGUCGUUGUUAGCGGCAGUUAUGACGCCACGGUCAAACUUUGGGAUGGAAAGAGCCAGAGCUACAAACCGAUUAUGAGCCUAGGGGAGGCAAAGGACAGUAUUUCAAGUGUUCUUGUGUCCAGGUGGGAGGUUUCGGCUGGCUGUGUAGAUGGAAGGGUGAGGACUUAUGAUAUCCGCAUGGGGAAGUGCAUUGUGGAUGUCGUGGGUCAUUCGGUCACUUCUCUUGCCGGCACGAAGGAUGGUGCGACUGUGCUUGUUUCCACGCUGGACUCGAUGAUACGGCUAUUUGAUCGCAGAGACGGGAAACUGCUGCAAUCGUUCAAGGAUGAAGGAUUCCGGAAUGAAGACUACCGCAUACGAGCAGCUCUAGGGAUGAACGAUAGCAUUGUUAUUUCUGGCAGCGAAGAUGGAAGCAUAUAUGUAUGGGAUCUCGUCGAGGCAAAAUUGCUACACAAGCUCAGUCACGUCACAAUGGGCAUAACUGCAAGCGGAAGCAAGAAGAGGGAUGUGGUGAGCGCAGUAGCGUACUGUCCCAGCGGCAGAAAAGAAUGGUGUAGCGCCGGUGGGAAUGGGGUUGUUGUUGUCUGGGGAACUGGAGAACACGACUGAUGAAUAGAAUCUUUUACGGACCAGGCCUACAGCUGCGUGGACAACCAUUCACGAUUCAGGGUGCUACACUUGGUCUAAACGACAGAGAAGGCUCGAGAGAUACGCGCACAACAGUCCUUUGAUUCAGAAGCAUUGUCUAUGCAACGGGGACUCCCAUGACCAAAGCAGAAAAUCUUGCAGGCCCCAACCUGAAUGCCUUGCACCAAAAUCCCACGACCCAGCCGUCUGGCAUAGGUAGCACCCGAAUGCCAAAAGUACAAACAUACAGUGGAGAACAUGAAACAACUGCAAAGUGCAGGCGAUGGCGCAAUCCCUGCAUCCGAUUCAGUACGAGGAGGCAAUGCAACAUGCGCCUUCAGGUAUCCACUUCUCUUUUGGGAAAGCAAUCGACCCCGUCGCUAUGCAAAAAUGCCUACCAAAGGAAAAAAGUAAAAAAAUGUGCAACUUUUGUUUAGAAAAAAGGUACCAUGUCCCCCCAUACAAACAUCCCUCCCCCCGCGGUGCGGCUUCGUUCGAUCAAUUUGGCUGUACGACUCCAUUUUCGCUGCAGUCGUUCCUCAAUGCGCUGAGUGCCCGCUCGAGCUCCGCUUCUGCUACGGUAACCGUCCCUGACUUGGCAGUAGAAAGAUAACUCAUUUCUACCGCGUUGUCAAGGCCAAGCUUUGUACCACCGACCAAGCGUCCUGCAACUCCGCAAACAAUGCCUGUAGAUUCUAAUGGAAGCGUCCUCAGAUCAAGGAUAAUCGGAAUGAGGAUAUCUUCUUUUGAUCCGAGAAGAACAGACUGCGAUCCUAUACCUGAGGUCUGCUCGAAGAAGGGCAGCAUUCUUUGCUCAAGAAGCAAGCUGGGCGGUUCUGUAUCCGUCAGCGUUAGGCUGAGGAAUUUCGGGCCAACAGCGAGACAUUGCACAAGCCCAAGGGACAGUCUAUCAUUAAUCGGUGUUGAAUCAUCAAUACGCCCGGCACAUUGUACCAGCUUGAUGCUCUCGUCCACGGUUGGAACAAUAUGAUGCCUUUUCAGUGUUGCAAAAGUUCGCGUCUGCAGUUCAGUGAUUGUAGUAGGCGGUGGAGUUCCGGGUAAGGAUAUAUCAUGAGAUGAUGAUGUUUGACGGUGGGAAUAUGAAGCACUGGUCGAUGAUGAUUUGUGCGGUUCGAACGCAAAGCCUCGAUUUUCGAGAGCAGAGAUGACUUGGCUUCUCGCACGGAGGGGAACUAGAAUGUAAUCCGAAAAGUAGGUUGUGAUGAAAAAUAUGGAGAUGCCCGCCAUAGCCAGCGGAG